Messenger RNA from Quercus lobata, 1983 nucleotides. RefSeq lists its product as uncharacterized. Bases 241 to 1863 code for a protein of 540 amino acids. The transcript has 5 exons. The record is from RefSeq and is a predicted model, not a curated record. NCBI's taxonomy places the organism in Eukaryota, Viridiplantae, Streptophyta, Magnoliopsida, Fagales, Fagaceae.
ACCAAAAAACAAAAAUGCACUGAUUUAUUCAACCCGUAUAUAUGGUAGCUCAUUGUUCGAAAAUUCACCCAAAAGACAAAAACUUUAUACUUACGUGGCAAAAUCUGGAAGAUUCGUACGGCCUUUAAACCCUAAACAAUUUUCUCCUAAACCUGACUUCUGUGCUUAUUAGGGUUUUUGCUAUUAGCCCUUCCUUUUUCUUAUCUCUCUCUGUGAAAUUCAUCAUUUUCAACAACUACAAUGGCUCUAGCUCUAAUGGAACCCACAACUUCCACAGCCCCACAAAACUUUAAACCCCUUGUAGGCAAAAACUACGAGUUCAAGCUAAACCAAUCAAUCCAAGACCUUUUAGCCGAAAUCCACAAAGAAACCCCCAAUUUCUCUCCUUUCAUUCACAUAUUCCACGAAUUAAUGCAAGCUAAGCUUGACCCACCUCUCGAAUCCAUCUGGGUCUACGCCGGAUUAACCUUUCGUAGCCGAAAUUUACAGAAAGAUGACAUUUUGGAUCGGGUUACUGUCUCGAAGGACUUGUUUCAAUUGGUAUCGGCGUGUUCGGGCUCAUGUAGUUCUUCGAAGAGCAUAGCAUUGCUCGCUCCGGUGGUAUUCGAGGUGUACAAAGUGGUUGUGGAGUUGCUUGGGAAGGACUUGGCUUCAAAGAGAGAGAGGAAAGCAAUGAGGGAGGCUAAGUCUUUGGUGGGAGUGAUUCUUGGGUAUGCAAAUGUGUGUUGUUGUAAGGAUUCUAGUGAGGAAUCCAUUGGUUCGAAUUUGAUUACGCCUUUCGUGGAUUUAGUUCGUGUUUGGAUGGAUUCUGAUGAUGGAAUAGACUCUUUCUUGCCGCUUGUAAGUGGCGAAAUUCGUGAAAGGUUUAGUGUAGGAGGUUGUGUUGAUGUUGUUUACCUGGCGGGAGUUGUUCUUGCAGAGCUGUUUCUGUUGGAGCUUUGCUUGAAAUUCACAGCUGGAAUUGCGAGGGAGGAGUUGGAGAAGGAGUUGAAGAUUUGGACUGUUGGUUCAAUUUCUGGCUUUCAGAGCUUUUACUUUUUUGAGACCCUCAUCCGGAUGCUGCAGGAGGAGAUUUUGCCUGUGACUUCCCUCUUGAGAUCUGAAGAUGAAGUUUUGUUAAGAAAAGUCCUCUAUGAUGCUGUUAUAUUGGUUGAGUAUUCUUUUCUUAAUCCUGAGAGAGUGAUUAAUGUACCUACUGAGCACAUGAAAUGUCUUGCCAUGGCAAGACUGAUCAUUACACAUGAGGCCGUAGAAUUUUUCAGGGAAGGUGGGAAUCAGAUGAGAGCUAUCUCUUACAACAAUGCCUUCUCCAGUUCUCGUCUACCUUCCCAAAUUAUUAAAUGGGUCACUAACCAGAUUGGUUUGGAGGAAAAAGCAAAUAGAUCAUAUGGAUCCUCACCUAAAGCUCUUAUCAAGUGGCUGCUAAACCUUGAAAAUCAGGGAAUAAAAGUAUUUGAUGACAGCAUUUCAAGACGUCGUACCAAAAUAGUACUAGAUAAUUCCAAAGCAGACUUUGAGCAACCAGCAUCUAAGUUGGAGGACAUAAGAGUGGAUGAUGAUAUUCUCUUUUGUAUUGAUAAUAAGGGUGAAGACAAAGAUACAGAUAAGGAGAAGAUGAUCGCAUCCAUGAGUUCUGCAUUUGUAUCUGCAGCCCACACAAUGAAGUCAACAGAAAAUGAAGGAAGAAAACGGAAAGAAGGGUUAAGUGCUGAAAAGAAGAAGAUCAAAUUUGUCAAGUAUGACCUGGGUCAAAAUUCUGAUUCGACCAGAACAAGGUCCGCAGUUGUCAGUGAUGAUGGUGUCAGUAGUGAGAGUGAAGUUGACAAUCCAAUCUCCGACGAUGAUACAGAUACAAAGGAGUAGUUAGGUUCUUUGCAGGAGAAAGACCUCAAUCAGGCUAUUUUUAGCAACCUCACUUUUUGUUGGGUUCAUACUGUUUCUCAAUGGGAGUUUAUAAGAAUGUCAAUCAAUUUUGUAACAAAA